GUCCAUUUUGUGGUCCCACGAGAGAUUUAGUGAUCUUGACUUUUUUUAAUAGUUUCAACCUAUUAAAGUAAGUCAAGUAACUAAGCUCAAAGAAGAGAAGCACAUUUAAGCACAUUUAGGAACGUACUGGUUUUCUUAUAGAAAAUAUCAUCGCCAAUCAGGUAGCCAAUUUUCUCGGAAAUCUUCGCUUCUGCAUAGAUAAACCGACAGUCUAAAAGGUAUAAUUACUGAUAGUAGCACCAGCCACAAUUAGUGAUAUUUAGUAUAUAGGUUCAGUAUAUAUCCUGGUGCUAAUUUGACAUAAACAUAUAAGAAACGUAUCAAAAUGGAAAACCGAACGACUUCUCUUCUUGAUGGGUUCCACGAAAUGUUCGACAGGAAUCAGGAUCACAGAACAAAGGAUUUAUUUUUAAUGUCAUCUCCUAUACCUACUAUGGUUACAGUAGCAGUAUAUUUAUAUGCAAUUAAAGUAGUGCUCCCAGCUUAUAUGAAAAACAAAAAACCAUACGAACUUAAAAAUGUAAUAUUGUUCCAUAAUUUUAUACAAGUACUGAUAAGCGCUGCAUUAUUCGUAGGGUUCUUACUUGCCGGCUGGUAUCCCCUUAAAUAUGACUUAAAAUGCCAAUCGUUAAAGCUACCAGAUAAUAUAGAGGGAGCUGGCAUUAAGAUAAUGCAUGUGUCGUAUGGCUACUAUGUAUCAAAGUUUGUAGAAUUGUUUGAUACAGUAUUUUUCGUUUUACGAAAAAAAGAUCAGAAUGUAUCUUUUCUUCACGUCUACCACCACGCCGUCAUGCCAUUAUGGUGCUGGGGUGCAGUAAAAUAUUUUCCAGAAAGUCAAAUGACUCUAUAUGGAAUGAUAAACUCGUUUAUACAUAUUGUGAUGUAUACCUACUAUAUGCUUAGUGCAUUCGGCCCAAAAAUUCAGAAAUAUUUAUGGUGGAAGAAGCAUAUCACAGUAUUACAGUUGAUUCAGUUCACAAUAGGUGGUAUUCACUCGUUCCACUUACUCAUCAAGGGUUGCCAUGUGCCCCGAUUACUCAGUUUUAGCUUGUUUUUGGAAUCAAUCUUCUUCUUUUACAUGUUCGCCCAAUUCUAUUUGAAGGCUUAUGAAAAGAAACCUGCGAAACAUUUAGCUGCUAAUGGACAUCAGAACAAUGUUAAAAAAGAAAACUAGAGUGUAAAAAUUGCUACUGUAAAUAAAAUAUUUAUUUAG
Molecule: messenger RNA, 1213 nt
Organism: Diabrotica balteata
Lineage: Eukaryota; Metazoa; Arthropoda; Insecta; Coleoptera; Chrysomelidae
Source: the annotation of a GenBank genome assembly